GCGGCGGCAGCUGGGCGAGUGACAGCCGCAGCUCCGGGCGCGCGGCAGCCAGAGCGGCGCAGGGAAGCGCCCCGGCCCCGCGACUGCAGCGGCCGCCUUCCCCGCGCUUCCCGGCUACAGCCGGGGCCCCACGCCCCGGGCCACUCAUCGCGGGCUCCCGCGCCCCGCGCGCAAGAUGGCUGACCCGGCUGCGGGGCCGCCGCCGGCCGAGGGCGAGGAGAGCACCGUGCGCUUCGCCCGCAAAGGCGCCCUCCGGCAGAAGAACGUGCACGAGGUGAAGAACCACAAAUUCACCGCCCGCUUCUUCAAGCAGCCAACCUUCUGCAGCCACUGCACCGACUUCAUCUGGGGCUUCGGGAAGCAAGGAUUCCAGUGCCAAGUCUGCUGUUUUGUUGUGCACAAGCGUUGCCAUGAAUUUGUCACUUUUUCCUGCCCAGGCGCUGACAAGGGUCCAGCCUCUGAUGACCCCCGGAGCAAACACAAGUUUAAGAUCCAUACCUACUCCAGCCCCACAUUCUGUGACCACUGUGGGUCCCUGCUGUAUGGACUCAUCCACCAGGGGAUGAAAUGUGACACCUGCAUGAUGAACGUCCACAAGCGCUGUGUGAUGAACGUCCCCAGCCUGUGCGGCACAGACCACACGGAACGCCGAGGCCGCAUCUACAUCCAGGCACACAUCGAGAGGGACGUCCUCAUCGUGGUUGUAAGAGAUGCUAAAAACCUUGUACCAAUGGACCCCAAUGGCUUGUCAGAUCCCUACGUGAAACUGAAACUCAUUCCUGACCCCAAGAGUGAGAGCAAACAGAAGACCAAAACGAUCAAGUGCUCUCUCAACCCCGAGUGGAAUGAGACAUUCAGAUUCCAGCUGAAAGAAUCGGACAAAGACAGGAGACUGUCUGUGGAGAUUUGGGACUGGGAUCUGACUAGCCGGAACGACUUCAUGGGAUCUCUGUCGUUUGGGAUUUCUGAACUGCAGAAAGCUGGUGUUGAUGGCUGGUUUAAGUUGCUGAGUCAGGAGGAGGGCGAGUACUUUAAUGUGCCUGUACCACCAGAAGGAGGCGAAGGCAACGAGGAACUGCGGCAGAAAUUCGAGAGAGCCAAGAUUGGCCAGGGAACCAAGGCUCCAGAAGAGAAGACGACCAGCACCAUAGCCAAAUUUGACAACAAUGGGAACAGGGACCGGAUGAAGCUGAGUGAUUUUAACUUCCUGAUGGUGCUUGGGAAAGGCAGCUUUGGCAAGGUCAUGCUUUCAGAGCGCAAAGGCACAGAUGAGCUCUAUGCUGUGAAGAUCCUGAAAAAAGAUGUUGUGAUCCAAGACGAUGACGUGGAAUGCACCAUGGUGGAGAAGCGCGUGCUGGCCCUGCCUGGGAAGCCGCCAUUCCUGACCCAGCUGCACUCCUGCUUCCAGACCAUGGACCGCCUGUACUUCGUGAUGGAAUAUGUGAACGGCGGUGACCUCAUGUACCACAUCCAGCAGGUUGGCCGGUUCAAGGAGCCUCAUGCUGUAUUUUACGCUGCAGAAAUUGCCAUCGGCCUGUUCUUCUUACAGAGCAAGGGUAUCAUUUACCGUGACCUAAAACUUGACAAUGUGAUGCUGGAUUCUGAGGGCCACAUCAAGAUUGCUGAUUUUGGCAUGUGUAAGGAGAAUAUCUGGGACGGGGUGACCACCAAGACGUUCUGUGGCACUCCAGACUACAUCGCCCCUGAGAUAAUCGCUUAUCAGCCCUACGGGAAGUCAGUCGACUGGUGGGCAUUUGGAGUCCUGCUGUAUGAAAUGCUGGCUGGUCAGGCACCCUUUGAAGGGGAGGAUGAGGAUGAACUCUUCCAGUCCAUCAUGGAACACAACGUGGCUUAUCCAAAGUCUAUGUCCAAGGAAGCUGUGGCCAUCUGCAAAGGGCUGAUGACCAAACACCCAGGCAAACGUCUGGGCUGUGGACCCGAAGGUGAACGUGACAUCAAAGAGCAUGCAUUCUUCCGGUACAUUGAUUGGGAGAAACUUGAACGCAAAGAGAUCCAGCCCCCGUAUAAGCCGAAAUCUUGUGGGCGAAAUGCUGAAAACUUCGACCGAUUUUUCACCCGUCAUCCACCAGUCCUAACACCUCCCGACCAGGAAGUCAUCAGGAAUAUUGACCAAUCAGAAUUCGAAGGAUUUUCCUUUGUUAACUCUGAAUUUUUAAAACCUGAAGUCAAGAGCUAAGUAGAUGUGUAGAUCUCCGUCCUUCAUUUCUGUCAUUCAAGCUCAACGGUUACUGUGGUGACAUUUUUUUUUUCAUUGUGACGCUGCAUCCAUGUUUAUUUGCUGAUGAGACUAGAGUGACCAUGUUCCAGAACCCAAAUGUCCUCAGGUAGUUUGGAGCAUCUCUAUGAGAUGGAAUUAUGCAGAUGUCAUGCUGAAAAUGCUGCUGCAUAAUUAACACAUUAUCCAAGUCCUCUUACAAUUAAUUUUCUCUGGCAUGUCAGCUAAGUAGAGCCAGUAGGGACAGAGAAUGCCUGCUUUCUUUUCCUUCAUUUCUGCAUUGCCAUUUUUUUACAUUCUUCAGCUCCAACCACCCAACCUAGAUUCUUCCGACCCAACGAGUGGAUCAUCGGAUGCUAGCAGUGUUCUUCCACUUCCAGGUCUGGAGCUUGGCUGAUGUCCAAGCAUAUGGUUGCUUUGACUUAGAGGGAAUUCCUCCAUUCUGCCUGGUUUGGAGGCACCGUAAGCCUUGAAAAGAAUGUGCUAAAAAUAAAAUUUUAUUUGUUAUUUUUUUAAACUCAAAGUUAAGGAGAUUAUCUAAGCCCUUUUAAAAUUACAAAACUGUGCUUUUAGAUAGCUGCUAUCUAAAAGCACCUCAAAAGGUCAAAAAGGCAACCAGCUUGGGUGCUGCCUCAAUGCCUUCAUUCCUGACCCUGUAUGUCCCUGAUCACCUUCAUCCCCACACUACUUGGGAAGGGCAUUUGGAACCACUUUCUGAAAGGACAUGGUCAUUCUAGCAAGGUCCCAAAGGACCAUAAUUUUACAUUACAUUUCAAACUUUAUUUGCUUUGGGGUUUUAUUUCUGUUGUUCAAAUGCGAAAGAAAAUACUCACUUUGUUGCACAUGCUCUGAAGUAGAUGUCUUGUUACUAAUCACAAUAACCAACUGAUUUACAAAGAAGACUGUGGCUGGGGCCUAGAGGACCCAUGCCAGAGCAGAUGGGACUGGUUUAGGUUUGUUGCUGGCUUUGGAAAGCUAAUUAAGUGCUCUGAGAAAGACACCAUUUCUCGAAACAGACAGUUGUUUCCUUCUCUUUGAUGCGGUUUUGCAAGAUGUUUGUGGAAAUGUUCAUUUGUAUCUGGAUAUGUGUUAUGUGCCGUUUUUCUUCUAGCAUCGAGAUGCAAUAUUAAAAACAGAAGAAGAAGAAAUGCUAUUUCAAGGAAAAUGGCUCUCUUUGAAAAAUGUCGACCCCAACUUACAAAGUGGGGCUUCCCGCAGCCCUGAGACAGAACGGACUAAACCCAGAGCUUAAUCUUAGUCCUAGUGUUCAGCCAGUUAGGGAGGUGGAGGCUGAGGACCAUUCAAGGACUCCCAGUGGUCUGUAAUAGGGUGGGGUGGACUAAUCAGGGGCUUCCAGUGAUAUCAGAGCCCACAGCCCACAUUUGGGGGUCAGCUAGGAGCAUGGUGAGAGAUCCUGAUUUUCUUAUCAAAAUCACUCCUCCUCCCAGCUUGGACUAAAUAUUCUUUCUAGCAAGCACCUUUAUGAGAUCCCAGUAGCCCAAGAAGAGACUUUCGGUGGGAGAAAUCCCAUUUCUAUCUAAACAGAUAAGGACAGCAAGUGUUCCCCAUCCUUGUCUCCAGGCUCCUGCUAUUCUCAGGCCUACAGAGAAUUCUUAUAACAAGUUGAGUGAUUUCUGGAAGCUCCAGGGCUUCUAAGAGACUAUUAAGGGAACUUUAAAAACUUGACAAGUGUCCUUGAAGUAAAACUUCUCAUCUUUAAGAAAACCACAAUUUGGAUUUGCUGCCAUUCGACCCUUUCUGCCUUCUCGCUUCCUGCUGCAGGCUUUGGGAACAUCUAGAAGGCUCUUGUGGUAAUCCUCUAGACCUCAGGUAAAGCAAACUUGAAUUCCCAGAUGAUAAGUUUAGGCAUUUAGAGAAGGAGGGAAAUUGGGGCAGAACCCCCUCACCUCCCUGCUGGAGAAACUGGCAUCUGGAGAAAGGAAGUGACUUCCCCAAGGUCAGGAGCUGGGAUGCAAACCCACGUUUCCUGAAACUUGGUGCAAGACUCUUUCUGCUCUGUAACUGGCAUCUCUAAGCCAUGCCCACCAAUAGGCAAGUUAGUUGAGGUCCUUCAUCCGGCUGUUAGGGACCAGGCUUUUCCUCAGAUGUGCUCUCUCAGGAAGGUAAAAACCAUGAAGAAACAUUGGGUGGUUGACAAAUGACCUGAGACAACUUUAGAGACCAAUGUAGUUAGGUAGAUAGGUAGGUAGGGUAGAUGGUAGAUAGGAAGAAUAUACUGUAUAUACGAGGUCUGUCCAGAAGAUAUCCAGCCAUAUAAUAUGAAAAAUAGAGAUAUUUAUUAAAGAAGAUACAAGAAACAUUGUACACAGGACAAUGACACCUCAGUCCCCUUCAAAGUAGGCAUCUUGGGAAUCUCACACAGUUCUCCCAGUCACCAUUAGUUGCCCCAUCAUAUUUUCCUGAAUCUCACCUAUGGUCUGAAAUCUCUUCCCUUUCAAAUGUGGUUUUAGAUUUGGGAAAAGCCAGAAGUUGCAAGACGCCAAAUCUGGGCUGUUGGGGGCCUGAGUCACCUGGGCAAUUUGUUGUUUUGCCAAAAAACCCUGCAUGAGAUGUGAUGCAUGAGCGGGCAUGUUGUUGUGAUGAAGCUGCCAGUCACAGGUUGCCCAUAGCUGUGGCCUUCUGAAUCAUCUGAAUCAUUUUUGCAGAGGAAUGUGUGAGCUUAACUCAGAAUUUGAUGCAGAUCCGUUGCUCUACUUGCUCAGUCAUUUUCAGUGUGAUGACCACACAGUACACAUGCUCACACAAUGGCAUUUACCACCCCCACUGACUAGUACAGUGAAGUUGUCAUUGUUUAUGCUGCAUGCACAUUCCAGUCCACUCUCCUUGACUGCUGGGUUAUAGCAAUGUUGCACAAACUGUUCUUGUUAUAUUAACAAUGGUUGGAGUUUUUCUGGACAGACCUCAUACACACAGUGCUCUACGUUUUCCAAAUUGCUGCCAUUAUUUUCCAAAAGUUUGAUAGUUUUCAGAAAUGGAACUUAAGCCAAAGUCAUUGUUCCCCUAACACACUUCACUGAGGUUGGGCAGGGAAGCCUUCUAGUAAGUGUCAAUUAGUCAGAAUUCCUACAGUUUCUUUUGCUAUCAACAUUUCAAGUGCAGGGGAAAUAGAGGAAUAGAGCUUUCAACAUAGAUGAUCUCUUCAGAAUACUUUGCAAAUUUAUUCAGGAAGAAAGAUUUUAACUUACUUUUGCCAUUAUUGUUGUAUUCUACCCUUCUCUCAUUCACCCAGCCAUCACUUAUUGAGCAUCCACUGUGUGCCAGACCUAUGCUGGGUGCCAGGAACACACUUGGGAGCCAUAAAGAUGCAAUCCAGGAGGACAGGCAUUAAACAAGUCAUUGAAAUCCUAGUAUGAUCUAGAAAUAAUUAGUCUCUGGGUUAGUCAGGAAAGGCUUCUUGUAAGAAAUAAAAAGUCCUCCAAGGAGUUCAGGGUUCUGCUUUCUCUGUAGACCACAGUUUGAGCUGAAGGAAGAGGAGGAGCAGUGUCCUGUUGACACUAAUUUCUGGGACAAUCCUAUAGUACAGUGGGCAGGGAAGGAGAUGCAGGAUGGUGGCUGGGUUAGGUUUCCUUCCAAAAGACCAAAGGCACUCUCUCUGUGCCUAAACAGAACACAACAUCACCAAAACUAGAACAGAGACAGAUACCUUUAUGGAGAGAGGGGCCUGGUUGUACAGUUUAGUUCUGAGUCCUGAGCCUCAUCUCUUGGGGGUAUCACUCAGAUCCCUUUCUGGCCCUCAGGGAGAUACUUUCCUUCCAGCACACUGCCCCUAGCUUGACACCUUCUGGUGCUUCUAGAUGAGAUGGCCUGAGAUUUUCCAAAAUAAUUAAAAUUAGGGAAGAAUAAAAAACUUAAGAAAAGCCAAAAAACCUAAACAUAGUCCAUGUUAGCCAUGGAUAAUUGUCUACCAGGAUGCAAGACCUCUUUUCAUUUCUUAGACUUCUUAUUAAUCUGCUCCUCUUCUAAGGAUAGGACACUGAUCACAAUGACCUCCUAGGAAAAUUAAUAGAAGGUCAGUGGAGUUAAUAACCCUCCUUAGUUAAAUACCACUGUUCUCGUGUGGCCUCAGAUACUAUAAACUCAGAAAGGAAUUGUCUCCACAGAGAGGCCCCUUCACUCCCAAUUUCUAGAGUAAAAUUCAGGUAUUUUCUAUGAGGAUCUGCCCUCAGGACAAAGUCCACAAUGCCAAGUCCCAUUUCCAAACUGGAGCUGGUGGGAAGGGACCCUCUGCUGGAAGCCCAGAGGCAUGGAAGUAUGCAUGGGGUCAAAGUUACCAGGGCAGACCUGCAAGGAGGCCAGAAUAACUAGGACAGACAGAAUUUUUGUUUGUUUAUUGUAAGGUUGCCCUUACAGACCUGACUUUAAGCUUUGGGUUCUGUUCCUUAUAGUUUGUUGACUAGAUACAUGCUAUCGACAUCCUUGGAGAGACCUUUGGGCUGAUGAAGGCCCACCAUCUAGUCCAUGGGUAGAUUUCUGAGCAUCCUGUGAAAGCCUAGAUUGCACCAGGGAAUGUGGGGGGACAGUGGUCAGCUCCUUUCAUUAAGCAGUGGUCCUGUAUCCCCACAUGCCACUCUGCUUUGUGGGGAGUGAAGUAGUUACUGCUUUUCUUCUUCAAGAAAGGGUCAUCCUAGCUACAGGGAUCGCUUUUGGGUGGUUUUCUCUGGGAUACUUUAUCCACUGACUAACUCUAUGACAUUACACAUGGUGAGAAGUAGUGUCCAACUCAUUUCAUCUCAAAGCCAAAGAAAGCAAGACUAACUCCCCACUUUAUGACAACCCUUAAAGAAAUUCAAUGUCUGAUUUCCUUUCUUAGGAAAUUUCCACCAAGUUUUCUCUCCUGAAGCCAACAUAGGAUAUAAAAUGAAAGCUGGGGGUAGCACGUGCAAUGCAGCUGCUCUAACUUUCAGCGCGGGGCUACUUCUGACUCUGCCCACAAGAGUUCAGCAGCUUCCCGAUGACUGGCAUGUCUCGGUUCUGCUUCCUUCUUCUUAUGCUGUGUUAAUGUUUGCUUUCCAUUUGGCAGAGAGACAAGCGAGACACCUCCAACUUCGACAAAGAGUUCACCAGACAGCCUGUGGAACUCACGCCUACUGACAAACUCUUCAUCAUGAACUUGGACCAAAAUGAAUUUGCUGGCUUCUCCUAUAC
Molecule: messenger RNA, 7402 nt
Organism: Pteronotus mesoamericanus
Lineage: Eukaryota; Metazoa; Chordata; Mammalia; Chiroptera; Mormoopidae
Gene: PRKCB
Product: protein kinase C beta
Exons: 17
Coding region: 176-2197 (673 amino acids)
Biological process (GO): intracellular signal transduction; peptidyl-serine phosphorylation
Cellular component (GO): nucleus; cytoplasm
Molecular function (GO): diacylglycerol-dependent serine/threonine kinase activity; ATP binding; zinc ion binding
Source: RefSeq, a predicted model, not a curated record